UGAAAGCACAGCGCAGAGCACACGAGCUGCGCAGAUUGCCGGCUCACGUCCUUUUCCUUUCUUUUCUUUUUUUUCUUAUUUUUAUUUUGUUCCCUCGCCCCAUCCCCGUCUUUUUAAAGGGAGUCUUGCUGCUUGUGAGUGAAGCAUCUGCACGCAGGUACGGAUGGCUGGAAGCAAGCACUUGAGGACUGCAUCACUAGCAAUUAUUUGCACUGGCUUGCUGGCUGCUUUGGCGCUGACAGGUAGAGUGAACGCUCAGAGCGAUGACAGCUUGGGAUUGUUUUACGGAUUAAGAUCAGGACCCUCCGUAGAUGCUAUACUGGUUGCCAAUAAUGGAAUACGAGUGCCGUUUGGACGAUCCAUGUUUAUUGAUCCAAUUAAUGAUUUGGUGAUUCAAGUUCAGCCAGGUGACAGAUGCUCUAUCACCGUCCUGGACAAUGACCCUUUAUCUCAGAGGCCUGGACAGCUGACACCAAAGAAGUUUCCCUGUGACUUUGGCCCCAGCGAUGUGAAGUAUUCACAUUUUGGCUCCAGAAGCCCUUCAAAGGACAGAGUAAAGCUGCAGCUCAGGUAUGACACACAAACUGAUACCAUUAUUAUACCGUUUAUGAUCGAAGUGGAGGUGGUGUUCACCCAGUUAGAGGUUGUAACGAGAAAUAUGCCUCUGUCUGUGGAAAAGCUUCUUGGAACUAGCAAUCCUAUUGACAGAAAGGUUCUGGAGUUUACUUUUGAUAGAGCUGCACAGGUGUGUAAGAUUACUGCUUUGACCAACCCUAAUGGGCUUCCCAGGUAUGGCAAGUUGAUUAAUGAUGCAAAGGCUGGCCAGAUGGUGGACUGUGAUGAGUAUUUAAAACUAGAUAUACGAUACCAGCACUCUGCUGCCACAAGGUCCCCCAACAGAGACUAUAUUCCAAUGGUAGUAGAGCUGCAGGACAAAGAGGGCAACCUACUUAAGCAAGAGUAUUUUCAAAUCAUGGUUCGAAUUCGAGAGGGGGAGGAGAAUACUGCUCCCAAGCCCAGCUUUGUAGCAAUGAUGAUGAUGGAGGUGGACCAGUUUGUAAUGACAGCCAUUACCCCUGACAUGCUUGCAGCAGAGGACACAGAAUCUGAUCCUGAUGAUUUAAUAUUUAACAUCACCUCUUCACUUUCUUUUGAGCAAGGCUACAUAGUGAGUACAGACGAUCGCAAUCUACCCAUUACUACUUUCUAUCAGAGAGACCUUAAAGAUCUAAAAAUUGCCUACAGGCCACCUUCUCAAGAUGCAGAUAUGGAAAGGAUUUUUCAAAUUGAAUUUGAAGUUGUAGACACAGAAGGGGCUACAUCAGAUAUUUUUGCAUUUAUGAUUGUUGUGAAGCCAAUGAACACUCUGGCACCAGUAGUGACACGGAACACUGGUCAGCUUUUAUAUGAAGGUCAGUCCAGACCUCUUUCUAGUCCUCAGAAUCUGGAAAUAAGUGAUGAGGAUAAUCUUGCAGAUGUCAGAGUUACAGUUAUUGAUGGCCUGAGACAUGGAGACCUGACAAUUUUAGGAGUGAGAAGGAAGUUCUUCACUGCUGCAGACCUUGAUGCUGGCUUAGUUGUGUAUCAACAUGAUGGAAGUGACACCUAUAGUGACAAUAUCAUUUUUAGAAUGACAGAUGGAAAGCAUGAGGUUGAGUUUCUUUUCCCUAUCACAGUUGUACCCACCGAUGAUGAGCCACCCAUCAUAAAUGCCAACACGGGACUUGUGCUGUCCAAAAAUGAAAUGGUGCCCAUCUCACCCUUUGUGCUCAGUGCUACAGACAUUGACUCAGAAGACUCAACCAUCAAAUUCAUUGUUGAGCCCCCUUUUUCUACAAUUGGUGAAAUAGUGCUUCGUCAGUCAGAAGUGCCCGCAGACCCCUCUACUUGGAAAUUUCUAGAAAGUGAUGAAAUAUAUGAAAAAGUUGUGACAGAAUGGCUACAGCAAGAUAUUAUGGAAGGAAAGCUUUUUUAUAGACAUGUGGGUCCUCACAGCACAGUUACAGUUAUGGAUCACUUUAUUUUCCGUGUACAAGAUGACAAUGAUCCCCCCAAUCAGUCAGGUGAGAACACCUUUAUAGUGAAAAUUCUUCCAGUGGAUGAUCUCCCUCCUGAAUUGUUUCCAGGAACAACUUUACAAAUGAUUGUUCAGGAGUACCAUGUCACACAUUUUAGGAAGAAGUUUCUACGUUACACAGACCUGGACUCAGAAGACAGGGACUUGAAAUACACCGUAAUCAAACCACCAACUGACAUAGAUGAGAAUAAUAUGGUGGAACUUGGCCAUAUUGUCCUAACGGAAAGUCCUAAUACUAUAGUGAGAGAAUUUACCCAGGCACAAAUUAACCAUCACAAAAUAGCAUACAAGCCCCCAGACCUUGAACUUGGAAUUACUCCUCAUGUGAUCCAAUUUCAGUAUACUGUUGAAGACACUUCUGGAAACAGUGCAGAAGGAACGUUUACCAUAUUUCUUCAGCCAGUUGACAACAAGCCUCCUCAGAUUAUAAAUACAGGAUUUACAGUUUUUGAAAGAGGAACUCAUAUCAUUAAAAGUGCAGAACUGGAUACUAGUGAUGCAGACACAGACAGAAAACAUAUAUUAUUUACUGUUGUCCAGCCUCCUCUUCAUGGGUACGUUCAAUAUUCAGGCAUCACAAUGUCUGAAAGAGAAACAUUCAACUUGGAAGACAUAGCCAAAGGUAAUGUUGCCUAUAUUCAUAAUGGAGAUGAGACAACUAGUGAUUUUUUCAAAAUAGAUGUCACUGAUGGAGUGCACAUUGUGACAAUAACUAUCCGAAUUAGUGUUCGCCCAAUAGACGAUGAAACACCAACUAUCAUGCUGCCCUCUGGCACUAUUGGCUCCUAUAUGGACGUCUUGGAAAAUGGUGCAGCUGAGAUCACAACAAACGUUAUUCAAGGUAGAGAUGAAGACACUGACGAUUUGAUGUUAACAUUCAUAGUUGAAGAUCCUCCUGUUCUGGGUGAAAUCUUAGUCAAUGGUGUUCCUUCUGAAAGAUUCACACAGGGCGAUAUUAUCAAUGGGGUGGUGGUAUAUGCACAUACAAGUGGUGAAAUUGGCCUUAAUAAAAAAGAAGAUUAUUUCAAUUUAACUUUGUCCGAUUUGUCAGAUGAGUGGACAAUUGGAGGCAAUAAAGUCCACGGGGUGCGUGUACAAGUCACUAUCCUCCCGGUUGACAGUCAGGCUCCUGAGGUUACAGUUAGGGAGCAGUUCACCGUAGUAGAAGGUGAAAAGAAUGUCAUUGAACUGGACCACAUGAGUGCUGAAGAUGUUGACACACCCAAUGAUGACCUGCUGUGCACCAUUAUUGUCCAGCCAACAUCUGGCUAUGUGGAGAAUAUCUCACCGGCUCCUGGUUCAGAAAAAUCACGUAUAGGAACAGCCAUCAGUGCUUUCACUAUUAAAGAUAUUCGACUUGGACACAUUUAUUAUGUUCAGAGCAUUCAUAAGGGUGUAGAACCAGUUGAAGACAGAUUUAAUUUCCGAUGCUCAGAUGGCAUAAAUUUUUCUCAGAGGCACUUUUUUCCCAUUGUGAUCACUCCAUCUAAUGAUGAAAAGCCGGAAAUCUUUAUGCGAGAAUUUGUUGUCAUGGAGGGCAUGAAUAUUGUGAUUGACACACCUAUUCUUAAUGCAGCGGAUUCUGAUGUGCCUACGGAUGACUUAAUGUUUAUCAUUACUAAGCCACCAAAGCAUGGGUCUAUAGUUAACCAGCUGACCACGGGUACAGUCCUAGUAAGCAAUUUUACUCUUGAUCAGAUCAAAGAGGCCUCCAGCAUUGUUUAUGAGCAUGAUGACUCUGAGACCAAAGAAGACAGUUUUGAUGUCAUACUUACUGAUGGGAAGCAUACUGUACAGAAAACCAUUAUUGUCAUGAUAAUUCCUGUUGAUGAUGAAACACCAAGAAUGAGUAUUAAUGACGGACUUGAAAUUGAAAUUGGGGAAACAAAAGUAGUCAAUAAUAAAGUCUUAAAAGCUACAGAUCUUGAUUCAGAGGACAAGUCCUUGACCUAUAUUAUUCGCUUUGGGCCUGGACAAGGUCUUCUUCAAAGGAAGAAAGCAUCUGGAAAACUUGAAAAUAUAACAGUGGGAAUGAACUUCACCCAGGAUGAAGUGGACAGAGAUCUGAUUUUCUAUAUCCAUAAUGGACAGGAAGGCAUUCGUGAUCUUAUUAAGUUUGAUGUUACUGAUGGCAUAAACCCACUUAUUGACAGGUAUUUCUAUGUUACAGUGGGCAGCAUUGAUAUGGUAUUUCCUGAUGUCAUAAGCAAAGGGGUUUCUUUAAAAGAAGGUGGCAAAGUGACUCUGACAACAGAUCUCCUGAGUACAAGUGAUCUUAAUAGCCCAGAUGAACAUCUUGUUUUUACCAUUACACGAGCCCCUGUUCGGGGACAUUUAGAGUGCACUGACACCCCUGGCAUGCCUAUAACUUCUUUCACACAGCUUCAGUUAGCUGGCAACAAAAUUUACUAUAUCCAUACAUCAGAUGAUGAAGUUAAAAUGGACAGCUUUGAAUUUGAGGUCACAGAUGGAUACAACCCAGUGUUUCGUACAUUCAGAGUUUCCAUUACAGAUGUGGACAAUAAAAAGCCUGUAGUUACAGUGCAUGUCCUGCAUGUGAACGAGGGUGAAGUCAAACUGAUAACUCCCUUUGAGCUUACAGUGGAAGACAGAGAUACGCCUGACCACCUGCUGAAAUUCACAAUUACCCAAGUGCCAGUACAUGGCCAGCUGCUGUUUAAUAACACAAAGACGGUUACCACUUUCACCAAGCAGGAUUUAAAUGAGAACCUAAUUAGCUACAAACAUGAUGGCACAGAAACCUCUGAAGACAGCUUCUCAUUUACUGUUACUGAUGGAACUCACACAGAUUUCUAUGUUUUUCCUGACACUGUAUUUGAAACUCGCCGACCCCAGAUGAUGAAAAUUAAUAUUAUUUCUGUGGACAAUGGUGUGCCACAGAUUGUUGUUAAUAAAGGAGCACCUACUCUGAGGAUUCUUUCAACUGGGCAUCUUGGCUUUGUGAUUACAAGCAAGGCUUUGAAAGCUGAAGACAGAGACAGUACGCAAACAUCCCUGCAGUUCAAGAUCACGCUUGGUCCAGAUCAUGGCUACCUUAUUAACCUGGCCAAAGGCAAUGGCUCCAUUAUUGGAUUUACGCAAGCUGAUAUUGACGACAUGAAGAUUUGCUAUGUAUUACGAGAAGGGGACAAUGCUACAAGUGAUAUCUUCUACUUCACUAUUGAAGACAACGGGGGAAAUAAGCUGAAGAACCAGCACUUUCGUCUGAACUGGGCAUGGAUCUCCCUGGAGAAGGAGUAUUAUGUUGUGGAUGAGGAGUCCAAGUUUCUAGAAGUGGUUCUGAGACGCAGGGGCUACUUGGGUGAAACUUCAUUUGUUAGUAUUGACACCAAGGAUGGGACAGCAGAAAAAGACAAAGAUUUCAGGGGUAAAUCACAGAAGCAGGUGCAGUUUAAUCCUGGCCAGACCUUAGCCACAUGGCGUGUCCGUAUCCUGACGGACCAACAGUUCGAACAGUCAGAAACCUUCCAGAUUGUUCUCUCAGAACCUGUAAUGGCUGUUCUUGAGUUCCCAGAGAUCGCCACAGUGGAAAUUCUUGAUCCAGCAGAUGAGUCAACAGUUUAUAUACCCCAGUCUUCAUACAUUAUCGAAGAAGACAUCGGCGAGUUGAUGAUUCCGGUUAAAAGAAGUGGUGAUGUGAGUCAGGAGUUAAUGGUCAUUUGCUACACACAACAAGGAUCUGCCAUUGGCACCAUCCCCAGCAGUGUGCUGUCGUACUCGGAUUACAUUUCACGGCCAGAGGACCACACCAGUGUCUUAAGGUUUGAUAAGGAUGAGACGGAGAAGUUCUGCCGGGUCGUUAUCAUUGAUGAUUCUCUUUAUGAAGAGGCAGAGACUUUCAAUGUGACACUGAGCAUGCCCAUGGGAGGUCGUCUUGGCAAAGAAUACCCGUCCACCCAGGUUACAAUCACACAGGACUUGGAUGACGUGCCCGUCUUCUACUUUGGAGAUACUGAAUAUCACGUGGAUGAGAGUGACGGCUACGUGGAAGUUCGCGUUUGGAGAACGGGAACUGACCUGUCAAAGACGGCGACUGUCACUGUGCGAUCCCGUAAAACGGAGCCAGUUUCUGCAGAAGCUGGAAUUGACUAUGUUGGAGUUGGUCGAAAUUUGGAUUUUGCCCCAGGAGUGAACAUGCAGACCUUCCGGGUCACCAUUCUGGACGACUUGGGUCAGCCCAUCUUGGAAGGACCAGAGACCUUUGAACUGGUUUUAAGAAUGCCAAUGAACGCUGUGCUCGGAGAGCCAAGUAAAGUCACUGUAAUCAUCAAUGACUCUGUGUCUGACUUGCCAAAGGUACAGUUUAAGGAGCCAAUGUAUAUGGGGAAUGAGAAUGAUGGGCAGAUUAGAGUGAUGGUCUACCGAAGUGGAGACAUCAGCUAUCAGUCCACAGUGCGCUGCUAUACUCGACAAGGGACCGCUCAGGUCAUGAUGGAUUUUGAAGAGCGGCCUAACAUUGACAGCUCAGUCAUCACAUUCUUCCCUGGUGAAAUAGAGAAGCCAUGCAUUCUGACCCUGGUAGAUGACACUAUCCAUGAAGAAGAAGAAGAGCUGAGGCUGGUGCUGGGCAGUCCAAAGAGCGAGUCUCCUUUUGGGGCCUCCAUUGGUGAACAGAAUGAGACACUGAUCAAGAUCAAAGACCAUGCAGACAGGGCAAUCAUUAAGUUUGGAGAGACAAAGUUCAGCAUCAGUGAACCCAAGGAUGCUGGCCAAAUUGUAGUUGUAAAACUUCCAAUUCUUCGCCUGGGAGACACUUCAAAAGUUUCUGUCAUCAGGGUGCACACAAAGGACGGUUCUGCUACUUCUGGAGAGGACUAUAACCCAGUGUCUGAAGAGAUUGAAUUCAAAGAGGGGGAAACUGAGCAUACUGUGGAGGUGGAGAUUUUAUAUGAUGGAGUUCGAGAGAUGAGAGAAGCUUUUACUGUCCACCUGAAGCCAGAUGAAAAUAUGGUUGCAGAAAUCCAGAUGAACAAAGCAAUCAUUUAUAUUGAAGAGACCAACUCCAUGGCCGAUGUGACAUUCCCAUCAGUCCCUCAAGUCGUGUCUCUCCUGCUGUAUGAUGAUACUAUUAAUGCUAAAGAAAAUCCUCAUCCACCAGCGGGUUAUCCUGUUGUCUGCGUCACAGCCUGCAACCCCAAGUACUCUGAUUAUGACAAGACAGGCUCCAUCUGUGCUAGUGAAAGUAUUAAUAAUACUCUAACGCGGUACCGCUGGCUUGUGAGUGCUCCAACGGGUGCUGAUGGUGUGACGAGCCCCAUGCGAGAAGUGGAUUUUGAUACCUUCUUCACUUCCUCAAAGUACAUCACCUUGGAUUCUGUAUACUUCCAAGCAGGCUCUCGAGUGCAGUGUGCUGCCAGAGCAGUCAACUCUAAUGGAGAUGAGGGUUUGGAGCUGAUGAGCCCUGUGGUAUCUGUCAGCAUUGAGGAAGGCAUGUGUCAGCCUCGACUCGUUGGGGCAGUUGGAGCUGAGCCAUUUUCUGCCAAGUUGCGGUACACCGGAGCAGAAGAUCCAGAUCAUCCAAACCUUAUUAAGCUAACAGUCACCAUGCCACAUAUUGAUGGAAUGCUUCCUGUUGUCUCGACCAGGGAUCUGUCCAAUUUUGAAUUGACCUUGAGCCCUGAUGGCACUAGAGUAGGGAAUCACAAGUGCUCCAAUCUGCUCAACUACAACGAAGUGAAAACACGCUAUGGAUUCUUAACAGAAGCCACCAAGAAUCCAGAGGUGAUUGGGGAAACAUCACCAUACCAGUACAGUGGCUCACUCCGAGGGGAGAAUACUCUACGCUUCUACAGGAACCUUAACUUAGAAGCCUGCCUUUGGGAAUUUAUCAGCUAUUAUGAUAUGUCUGAGCUUCUCACUGACUGUGGUGGUACCAUUGGGACCGAUGGCCAGGUGCUGAACCUUGUACAGUCUUACGUGACGCUGCGUGUGCCACUGCACGUGUCCUACGUGUUCCACUCUCCAGUAGGAGCCGGUGGCUGGCAGCACUUUGACCUGGAAUCAGAGCUCCGGCUAACAUUUGUGUAUGAUACUGCCAUCUUGUGGAAGGAUGGUAUUGGCAGCCCACCUGAGGCAGAGUUACAAGGUGCUCUCUAUCCAACCAGCAUGCGAAUAAAUGAAGAAGGACGCCUUGUUGUCAACUUCAGAACGGAAGCACGAUUCCGGGGCUUGUUUGUGACAUCACAUUCUGCCUCUUAUCUCACCUCGAUGGUAAUGUGUGCUGACCACCCUGGCCUUACAUUCAACCUGAGUUUGGUCAGAAAUGAACCAACCUACAAUCAACCGAUACAGCAAUGGACGUUCACUUCUGACUUUGCAGUUCGGGACUACUCCGGCACAUACACAGUGAAGCUGAUACCAUGCACUGCUUCUGCCAAUCAAGAGUACACAAUUCCUGCUGUCUGCAACCCACGAGAACCCAUCACAUUUGACAUUGACAUCAGAUUCCAACAGGUCAGUGAUCCUGUUGCUGCAGAAUUCAGUUUAAAUACUCAAAUGUUUCUGCUGUCCAAGAAGGCUCUUUGGUUGUCUGAUGGAUCGAUGGGUUUCGGCCAGGAAAGCGAUACUGCCUUUUCCGAAGGUGAUAUAAUCUAUGGUCGAGUGAUGGUAGACCCUGUGCAAAAUCUUGGGGACUCUUUCAUUUGUAACAUCGAGAAGGUUUUCCUGUGCACUGGAUCAGAUGGCUACAUACCGAAGUAUAAUCCCCCAAAUUUUGAAUUUGGUUGCCUGGCGGAUUCUCCUUCUUUGUUAUACAGAUUCAAAAUUAUUGACAAGGCUCAGCCCGAAACACAGGCAACUGUAUUUGGUAACGUUGGAUUCAAUGCCCGACUGGCCAUUGACGACCCAGAAGCUCUGCCACUUGUAAGACAGCCGGGAUCAGAUGGAUUCAGAGUGGACUCAUUUCCCAUGUUCCAGGUCUCUUCUGGACGGGAAUGGUAUAUCCAUACCAUUUACACAGUACGCUCAAAAGAAAAUGCUAAGAGAGGUAUUGGCAAGAGGAGUUUGGAGUACCAGUACCACUCUCUUGUGCAGGGCAGUAAUCUCAAUACAGCAAUGGCAUCUCAUGCACGGAGAGCCACCAGAGAAGUGCCAGAUAAUGAAGAAAUAGGCCUCGAAAACAAUCGAGGAACCAACAUUCAGCAUAUUGCCUUGGACCGGACUUACAAAAAGCAGACGAAAGUCUUUAUAGAUGGCAUCGUCCCACGCGAGGUCAACAGCAAAGAUUCAGAGGAUAACCUAAUCACCAUUGUUUGUGGCAUAGCAGGCCUGCUGCUCACUAUUUGCUUCAUCGUUAUCAUUAUCCUGUUAAUAAAACGCAGACAAAAUUCCAAGGGAAAGGAUGUUUCAAAAGGAUCUACCAGCAGGGAGCCAAUGAUGUCCCACACAUAUCAAAGCAGUGAUAGUUCCGAAGUUUGAUUUCACAUGUAUUUCGUCUAACACCUAUACUCUUUGUUGACUAGUGGAAAUGUACCUGCCCAACUUCAAAGUGCCUAUAAGCGAAAAAUUGAACUCAGUUCUUUUAUGUCAUUUAUUUACACUGGAAAAAGUCAACAAACGAGAAUUCCAUGGCUCCUACUCUCGACACUUGAUAUUUUACUAUUUACAAAUGCAACAGAGGCAUUGAUUGAUUGGCUCCGCAGUAACAUUGUCUUGAAUACCCUAAAGAAAUCAGUUUUGUGCUGGUCAUUUCAUGAAAACUCCUCAAAUCUGAGCCGCACCCCAUUUGUGAUACCCAGAAGCGGUGCAGGCAACACGUUUUAAGGUUUAGGUAACCAAAAAGGCAUAACAAGGUAGACAGUACUUGUAAGUGCAUGCUGACUACAAAACCAGUAUUUGUAAUUCCUUGAGUGCCUCAUUGUAGGUACCCAUCUGUGUUUUAAUUUCCUGAAAUGGCUAUUGAAUAGCAAUGCAGUGUGGGUGUUGUCCAUGGUCAUCAGCAUACCACAUCUAUUCAGCCAGGAUGUCAAACAACUUCUAACUGAAGCCCCUUAAUAAUUAGACUUCUUGCCUAAGUAUAGCAUUUCACUCUUUAGCAGUAUAAAUAUUUUUCUCUUGCUAUAGCGCUCUGUUCCACUGUAUUUGUUCGAACCCAAUGGUCAUAAUGUGCACCCACCUCAUAUUGUCACACAGUGGCAUUUAGGAUGUCAUUUUUAAGUAACAAGCCCAAUGGCCUUACACAUGGAAGUAUGUGGGAUAAAAAAUGAAAUAUGGAAAUGCGGAAAAAGGGACAUGAGCAGCCUAAUGAAGAAAGCAAAUUGAUUCUAAGUGUAAGGAGUUAAGAGCGUAUCUGAUAAAAAAGCCAGUCAUGGACAAACGUAGUUUGGCCACUGUUUGCUAAAACUAUUUCAUUAAGUUUGGAAACCACAAAAACAAGGAGCCCAGUAAUGAAAUCAAAUUUUAUUCAAGUUUAGUUGAAGCACAACAUUUACAGCUGUUGUGGCCCUGAGUCCAAGAUGGAGUAUGACACUUCUGCUGGAUUUUAUCUGUUGCACAUCAGGUAGGAUUUGCUUUUGAAUUCUGCUGAUUUGUGAUCUGCAAAAUCAUAAAAUCAUUUUAGUUAUUUGGUUGUAGUGAACAAGUACAAAAAAAAGGAGUUAUGUCUUCUAUGGCCGCCUCUGAGCACGCUGGUUCACUUAAAGAAGAAUGUUUAGUUCCGAUCAUCAUCACAUGUCCAGCAAUCCUCAGAACCCUUGAAUGAGUUCGCAAAAUAAAUCACUGCCCAAAUUUUUAAUAAAUGCUUAAAGAAUGUAUAUAUUGUAAAAUCCCUAUUGAUAUGGUUCCAAUUUUUGAAUAGGAUAAUAAUAUAAUUUUUUUUUAAUCUGUACCUUCCAGUUGCUGUUAUCUUUAGUCUUUUUAAUCCUAAAAAUCAGAACUGGUCGCACAUUCCUAUAUAACAUACUAGUACCAAGGAACAAACCACGUGAUAAUAAUACCACUAUGACGUAAAUACUGAUUUUGAGUUGGAAAUUAGGCGGAUUGUCUUAAAGAUUAAAUAAAUAUUGGUGGUCAGAAAUUCACCAAGACUGUUUACAAAGAAACGUUGCUAAAUUUCAUUUUACUAAAAAGCGAAACGUGGUCUACAUUUAUGUGCAGCUCCUUAUGCUCUGUUGGAUCUGACAAAGUGAGGUACAGUAAACUGCUUGAUGUGUUUUAUUAUUAUUAUUAUUAUUAUUAUUAUAUAUUAUUAUAUAUAUAUAUAUGAGUUCACACGAUGAUACACGUGUUUAACUAGAAUGUGGUGCAAACCAAACCGGUGGGCGCACUAUAUGCUGCUUUCCGUUUUCUUCUCAAACUGAACCUUGCUCUUUAAAACUCAGUUUUGUGUUUCAGUAGCCGGUGGGAUUGUUUCCUUUCGGUGCACAUUUAUUGAUUCAAAGGAACCGAGCCUUUAAUUACUGUAUAACAAACGGGGACAGUAUAGACACACAUUAGAAUCAAGACGGCUGUCCUGUGCGAGAGCGGGGACAGGACCUCGUGCCAUAAAUCGGCUGUAGUGUGAUUGUUCAGAUUAUUUUGAUUUCAUUUCAUUCAUCUACUUUAUACUGGAUAUAGUUUUUCCUACACAUCACUGGUGCAAAUGACCAAGGGGCAAAAUACCCAAAACUGUUUAGUUUUUGCUGGUUAUGUGAAAUUGUCCCUUUUGUGACGUAACUAAAUUGUAAUGAGUUGGCUAGAUAA
This is a messenger RNA of Polypterus senegalus (gray bichir), 11776 nucleotides long. Its product is annotated as FRAS1-related extracellular matrix protein 2-like. The coding region runs from base 164 to 9514 and encodes 3116 amino acids. The transcript has 24 exons. Gene Ontology annotation, cellular component: membrane. Gene Ontology annotation, biological process: cell communication. The record is from RefSeq and is a predicted model, not a curated record. Lineage: Eukaryota; Metazoa; Chordata; Cladistia; Polypteriformes; Polypteridae.